AUGGCGAUGGAAGGAGAUGCAGAUAAGGAACGGAACGAGUCAGGCGAGUCAACACGGUCGGAGGAGGUUGAGGAGAUCCAGCGAGUUAUUGAAUCGGUGGUUCAAAUCGGUGAAUACAGAAGAACGCAGAGGAAGGAAUGUCACAACUUGGUACGUCGUUUCAAGCUUAUGUUGCCGCUUAUGGAAGACCUUCGUGGCCUUCAACAACCCAUUCAUGAGAAUGGUCUUGUUUGGUUAAGGAACCUCAACGACGCGCUUUUGUGUGCCAAGGACUUGUUGACAAAUUGCAGCCAAGGAAGCAAGAUUCACCUCGCAUUGGAGAACGAGGGGGUUAUGAUCAAGUUUCAGAAUGUCUAUGAAAAAUUAAGCCAAGCGUUUGAUGAUUUGCCUUGCGAGGAAUUGGGGAUUUCUGAUGAAGUCAGAGAACAGAUUGAGCUAAUGCACGUGCAACUCAGGCGAGCCAGGAGAAGGACUGAUACACAGGACAUAGAACUUGCAAUGGAUAUGAUGGUAGUUUUUUCUGAUGAGGAUGAUCGCAAUUCUGAUAGUGCUAUCAUUGAAAGACUUGCAAAAAAGAUGGAUCUUCAUAGUGUUGAGGAUCUUGAGGUAGAAACAAUGGCUGUUAGGAACCUGGCUACAGAAAGAAAAGGGCAACAAGCUGAGAGUAACCAGAGAAUAAUUGACCUUCUUAACAAAUUCAAACGAAUUGUUGGCAUGGAAGAAACCAAUGUCCUUGAUGAUCCUGUCAUUCCCAAGAUGCUUGAGAGGUCCACAUCUUUGGUCAUCCCUCAUGAGUUUCUCUGCCCAAUAACUCUAGAAAUCAUGACAGAUCCUGUUAUUGUUGCAAGUGGACAGACAUAUGAAAGGGAAAGCAUAGAGAAGUGGUUCAAAUCCAGUCAUAACACAUGCCCAAAAACGAGGCAACCUCUGGCUCACCUUUCAUUGGCACCAAACUGUGCAUUAAGAAACUUGAUUGUGGAGUGGUGUGAGAACAAUAACUUCAAACUUCCUAAAAAAUAUACUUCUUUUGAUCAAGAAAGCUGUCCCAUGGAGAACAAAGAGGAAAUUCCAUCUUUGGUAGAGAGCCUAUCAUCUAUUCAUUUAGAAGAGCAGAGAAUGGCAGUGGAGAAGAUACGUAUGAUAUCAAAGGAAAAUCCUGAUAACAGAGUUUUGGUUGCUGAGCAUGGAGGAAUACCACCAUUAGUACACCUAUUGUCAUAUCCUGACUCAAAAAUACAGGAGCAUGCAGUGACAGCACUUUUAAAUUUAUCAAUUGAUGAAGGUAACAAGAAACUCAUAUCUAAAGAAAAUGCUAUACCAGCUAUUAUAGAAGUAUUGGAGAAUGGGAGUGUUGUGGCUAAAGAAAAUUCUGCAGCAGCUUUAUUUAGCUUGUCAAUGCUUGAUGAGAAUAAAGAGAUUGUGGGUCUAUCAAAUGGGAUUCCCCCUUUGGUAGAGUUAUUACAGAAUGGAACAGUUAGAGGGAAGAAAGAUGCUGCUACAGCUCUCUUUAACUUAUCACUUAGUCAUGCAAAUAAAGGUAGGGCCAUUAGUGCUGGCAUUGUGACACCUUUACUUGAAUUGCUCAAGCACAUAAACUUGGGUAUGAUUGAUGAAGCACUCUCCAUUUUAUUACUCCUUGUAUCAAAUUCAGAAGGAAGGCAAGAGAUUGGACAGCUCUCAUUCAUUGAAACCCUUGUUGGGUUCAUAAGAGAUGGAACCCCUAAGAACAAGGAAUGUGCAGCAUCUGUUCUUCUUGAGUUAUGUUCAAGUAACUCAUCUUUUAUAUUGGCAGCACUUCAGUUUGGAGUGUAUGAGCAUUUAAUUGAGCUUAAAGAAAAUGGAACUAAUAGAGCACAGAGGAAAGCAAAUGCAGUCUUAGAUCUCAUCAGCAGGAGUGAGCAGAUUUAA
Gastrolobium bilobum is the source of this 1908-nucleotide messenger RNA. RefSeq names its product U-box domain-containing protein 15. The record is from RefSeq and is a predicted model, not a curated record. The transcript has 4 exons. NCBI's taxonomy places the organism in Eukaryota, Viridiplantae, Streptophyta, Magnoliopsida, Fabales, Fabaceae. Gene Ontology annotation, cellular component: nucleus; cytoplasm. Gene Ontology annotation, biological process: cell surface receptor signaling pathway; protein ubiquitination. Bases 1 to 1908 code for a protein of 635 amino acids. Gene Ontology annotation, molecular function: protein binding; ubiquitin-protein transferase activity.